GAGCCAGGAGCUGGGCGCGCCCCUCUUCGGCCUGCAGUAGGUGGCCGCCGCGGCACCUAGCUGGGAAGAGGGCGCGCGGCGGUAGCGCCCAGGGGUAACCGGGACCGGGGGGCCUGCGUGCGCUCAGGUCCCCGGCCACGCCGAGGCCCCGUACUGGGCCGGACGAAGGCGAGUGGGGUCAUGGGGGAGGCGCCCGGCUCAGCGCCCGCGCCGGCGCUCGGGGACUGGGGCUACCUGGACCGCUGCUUCGCCCGCCACCGCGUCUGCAUCUCCUUCGGCCUGUGGAUCUGCGCCGCCUCCUGCUGGAUCGCCGCCCACGCGCUGCUUCUGUACCUGAGAUGUGUGAAGAAUUCCGGACGGGACCAGUCGGCGCUGUGUGCUGCCUGCUGCCUCCUGACCAGUCUGUGUGACGCAGUUGGGGCGAUUCUGGCCAAACAGCUCCCCAUCCAGGUUUUCACUGGUGCCUACCUAGCAGCGGUUGACUUGGUGAACUUUAUGUUCAUUCUCUUCCCGGUCUGCGGCUCCCAAUCCAGUUCUCGUCCUGGUAGGGGCGCCCAGGAGCAGAAGAGGAGGAGGCGGCUUGGGGCCCGUGUGUCUGCUCUGGCCCUGCCUCUGAGCCUGGGUCCGGGCUGGGCUCUCUGGGUCGCCCUUCCGAGGGCUCCAGGUCCCAUCCGUGGGCCACAGCGGAGGCUUCUGGGAAGCUUGCUGCAGGACAAUACGGAAAUCCUUGGCUACCUGCUGGGUAGCAUCGCUGCCCUUGGCUCCUGGGCUUCCCGGAUCCCCCCACUCUCCAGAAUUUGCCGGGGUAAGGCGUUUCCCGCCAUCCACCUGUGGACCCUGCUGCUGUCGGCCCUGGCUGGCCUCCUCUAUGCCUCGGCCAUCGUGGCCCAUGACCGGCACCCUGAGUACCUGCUUCGGGCCACACCCUGGUUCCUGACCUCCCUCGGCCGUGCUGCACUGGACCUUGCUAUCAUCCUCCUUUCCUGGGUGAUGAAGAGCAAGGUGAGACGGGCCUUGGGGUUUGCUUCUGGAACCAGAGAGAGCCCUGACACCCAAGCCCUUUUGACAUGUGCAGAGAAUGAGGAAGAACAUCCCGAGGCGAGCAAUGAGCAUUCAGAUUGGGUGCCUCUCACCACACUACCGCACUGCAAGCCACUCAGGACAAUGGCAGCCAUCAGUCGCUACUUGGAGCUGACCAUUGAACCUGUGCAGCAGGCCAGAUGCGGUGCCACCAGGCUGCCUGGCGACGGACAGAGGAGCGCAGGAGACACGCCCCUGCAGGAGCCCCCCUCCUACCCUCCCAUUCAGGUCAUCCGGGCCCGCGUGUCCUCCAGCAGUGACUCCGAGGCCUCCUCCAUCAACUCCGACCUUGAGCAGAAGUAUUGGGAAGCCCUAAACUCGGAACAGUGGGACUGUGAAGAUGUAAAUCUUGAAAUGAACAAAGCAACAUAGAGAUACUCAGAUCCCAGGUGCAGAGGUUCUCCAUGAGGUCAGUGGACUUGACCUCCAAUGAGUAAUGCCUUCUGGAGCCAGCCCAUCAACUUAAAGCCCAAGGUCAAGCAUUUGUCAAGGACUGAGCAGGGAUCAACCUGCAGUGACACCAUGUCAGAAAUUUAAGUCUCUGCAGAGGCUGCCCAUGAGAGUGAGAAACUACAAGUUGUCACUGAGUUUGGCUGGUCUGCGUCAUGCCUCAAAAUGUAACUAAGACUUUGCAUUGUGUGGACAAACAUGGACAUGCCAAGUUGGUCCAGAGAUUAAAAGUCCACAUACCACUCUUGGUUUAUAAAACA
Messenger RNA from Condylura cristata (star-nosed mole), 1790 nucleotides. RefSeq names its product transmembrane protein 44 (gene TMEM44). The transcript is spliced from 11 exons. Bases 181 to 1452 code for a protein of 423 amino acids. The record is from RefSeq and is a predicted model, not a curated record. Lineage: Eukaryota; Metazoa; Chordata; Mammalia; Eulipotyphla; Talpidae.